AAUAAAUUUGCAUGGCCCAGCGCAAUUUGAGCAGGCCGGUGUCGCGCGUGGACGAACGGCCGCGCACUCGGUGGACGCGCGACGACCGCACGCUGACCAGAGGCCUCGCCGAGGACCGACCCAGCGUCCCGGACAUGAGGAGGGGCUCGGCCGCCGUCGACGACGCACCCCUCGUCUCCUCCAGGCCCAUUUCUAGGAGAGGCGCCAAGGACAAUGCAGACACGAUGUCGAGUAUGUCGUCCGCUGUCCCUGACCGGCCGAUCACCGGCAUGGUGCGGCCGCCGUCCACGACGGCCAUCAAGGGCACCGGCUUGAAACCCGUCGGAACAGGGGUCGGCGGGGCGUCGCAGCGGCAGGUGCAGGACAGGUCGUACUACAUGGGCAUGGUCAGGGCGGCCAUGGGCGAGUUGAGCGCCGAGAUCGCCAAGCUGAAGACGCAGAGCGACGAGGUCAAGGCGGAGAAAGCGGCGUCGCUCGUGUUUGAAAAACGAGUCCGAGAACUGGCCGAAGAGUUGACCGGAUUGCAGGAGCAGCUGUCGGACUACAACUUGCUGGUGGACCGACUGAACACGGGCGCCGAAGCGUCCGACGUGAACAUGGAAAUCGCCGAGGUGGCGCGCGAGAGCGACAAAAUCGCGCACCAGGUCGACGCCCUGUUCGCCAAAAAGCAAACCUUGGAGGACGAGUCCAACGACCUCAAGGACAAACUCAAACAGGAGCAGCAAAUCACGGAGAAACUGGUGUCCCAGCUGGACGCGGAGGGACGGCAAAGGUUCACCCAACUCCAGCAAAACACGAUUCGGCUGGACGCAAAGGCGGACGAAAUGCAGGCCCAGUUGGACGCCAUGUCCGUCGAGACCAAAGAGCUCGAGGACAAAAUCAACCACUCCGAGAUUCACCAAGAAUCGCUGCGACUGCGACGUCGUCUGCUGGAGCUUUCGGUGCGGCGGGACGCGCUGUCCGAGGAGGAACGGAAGCGGCAGUCGCCGGGACAGCAGCGGGACGCGUUGCUGGCCGCCGUCAAGGCCCACAACGCCGAGCUGGCCGCCCUGGACGCGCAGACCGAGCGCGAAAAGCAAACCGUGGCCUCGUUGAACGAAAGCAUCACCCACGCAUCACAAGCGCUGGAGCAAAACAGCAGCGAGCGGACGUCGCAGUACUCGGAGAUGAAGCGGAAGGAGGCGGCCAUCGAGGACUUCCUGGCCGGCUUCGAGGUGGCCAAGCAGCAGGAGGAGGCGCGACGCUCCGAGCUGGAGCACGAGGUCGGCGCCGCCCUCGCCAAGUACGCGGCCCUCCUCGUCAAGGCCCACAACCUGCCCAGUGUUGAGGCGUACGGAGAGUUGAAGGAGCAGUUGGGGAUGAAGGAGGGUGAGGUGGAGAAGGCCAAGUUCACAACGCAGGGUCUCGGCCAGCAGGAGGCGCAUCUCAAGGCCCAAAUGACCAGGGUUCUGGAGCUGGAGGAAAAGGUGGCGAAGGAAACGGAGACGAUCCGGACGAAAUUGCUUGACAUGGAGGCGGAGAAGGAGAAGUUUUCGGACGUGGCCGGGCUGCGGGCCGGCGAGGAGGAGCGGCGGCGGAAGGUGGAGGCGCGAAGGUCGCAGGUCGAGCGCGACCUGCGCCAGCGGCAGCAACACCUGAGGGACGCGCACGCCCACUUGAACGCCCUGCAGAAGGCGUUGGCCGAGAACGACGUGUGGACGCAGCUGAGCCACGUGCAGCACAAGUGGGCCCAGGCGGCGCAAAACAACCACGCGCUCGCCGAGUACGUCGCGGCCCACCACCUGCAAAACAACUUCCAACCCCUCGUGCAAAAGGCCACCGACCUCAUCGCCAGACACAAUCAGAUACUCAAAAAUGCCCAAAUGAGAUCCAAUUGAACGGAAUUUGUAAAUUAAAUCAAAAUAAAAUUUUAUGGUUGUAAUUAAAAAAAAGAAUUCGACGUUUUCUGCAGUGCCAUUUUUAUAAUAAAAAAAUAUGA
Molecule: messenger RNA, 1978 nt
Organism: Neocloeon triangulifer
Lineage: Eukaryota; Metazoa; Arthropoda; Insecta; Ephemeroptera; Baetidae
Product: intraflagellar transport protein 74 homolog
Exons: 10
Coding region: 12-1877 (621 amino acids)
Biological process (GO): cilium assembly; intraciliary transport involved in cilium assembly
Cellular component (GO): centrosome; cilium; intraciliary transport particle B
Molecular function (GO): beta-tubulin binding
Source: RefSeq, a predicted model, not a curated record